Molecule: messenger RNA, 3324 nt
Organism: Raphanus sativus (radish)
Lineage: Eukaryota; Viridiplantae; Streptophyta; Magnoliopsida; Brassicales; Brassicaceae
Product: histidine kinase 5-like
Exons: 7
Coding region: 600-3293 (897 amino acids)
Biological process (GO): protein autophosphorylation; phosphorelay signal transduction system
Molecular function (GO): phosphorelay sensor kinase activity; histidine phosphotransfer kinase activity
Source: RefSeq, a predicted model, not a curated record
AAAAAACAGAGUAGAUAGAAAGAAAACAGAGCUGUGGAAUCGUGAGAUAGAUCGAAACGUGUGAAUUUCUGUCAUUCUAUUACUCGGAUUCGGUCUCAGAAACAAAACAAACGUGCACACACACACACACAGAGAAAGAAAAAAAAAGAAAAGAGAGAGAGUCACCAUUAGAAUACUAGAGCUAAAAAAACAGAGAGACAGAACAGAACAGAGGAAUAUAAUAUACAUUGACCUCUCUGUCUUAAGGGGCAAGCACAUGGCUCUCUCUCUCUCCUCUCCACCGUAAAAUCGCGUUUUUUAUUUUAUUUUAUCCUAUCUUUCACAAUUCACAUGCACCUAUCUCUCUUCUCUUCAUUGGCUGGUUAAUUAAUCAAUCUUCCCAAUGCUCAUCAUUUGAAGUUUAUUUACUCUGCCCAGGAGACUCUCUUCAGAUCUAUUUACUGUUUCGUUAGUUCUUUCUCUCUUAAUCUCCCAGUGAUCGGAGCCGGUGAAGGUUCUUGAUCAGAGACCAAGAUUCUCCGUUGAUAUAAAAGCGAAGACUGUCUGAAUUAGAGUGUGUUUGUGUUCUUGUCUGAAGAAGAAACUCUUUUGAGAUCAAAAUGGUCUGCGAAAUGGAGACUGAUCAGACCGAAGAGAUGGACAUCGAAGUCUUGUCCUCCAUGUGGCCGGAAGACGUCGGCGGAACCCAAGCCGACAACAACCAGUUCAACGUCGAGAAACCCGCAGGUGAUUCAGACACAUUAAAAGAAGUCGACAUCGCCGAGAAACGCACCAUGGCUGAUUUAAAACGCUUGCCGGAACUCAUGAACACGACCGACCAAGGCUCCUCUCAACUCACCAACUUAGUGAAACAAUGGGAGUACAUGCAGGACCACGCGGUUAAGCUACUAAGAGAAGAGCUCAAGAUUCUCACGAAACAGAGAGAAGAAGCAGAGGCCAAAGAGCUAAAGAUCAUAGAGGAACACAACUUCGAGACCCAAGAGCCUGAGAACGUUCCGGUUCUGGACGAUACUAGCCAUUUGCUCCGCAGGUUUAAGCACACGAAAAGGGAUGCGUUGGUGGGUAGCAAAAGGGUUGAGAUCGACGAGGAGUUUGACACGGUUGCGUAUUGGAAGCAGAAGGCGUUGAGUCUGGAGAAGAUGCUUGAAGCGAGUACCGAGAGAGAGAGGAGGUUGAUCGAGAAGCUGAACGAGAGUUUGAAGACCAUGGAGAGUCACUCGGCACCGGUCGAAGAGUUGACUCAGAAUCUCAAAAGAGCUGAAGGGUUCUUGCAUUUCAUACUUCAGAAUGCACCUAUUGUUAUGGGUCAUCAAGAUAAAGAUCUACGUUACUUGUUCAUCUACAACAAGUUUCCUACCUUACGGGAACAGGACAUAUUGGGGAAAACAGACGUUGAGAUAUUCCAUGGAGGUGGAGUGAAAGAGUCCGAAGAUUUCAAGAGAGAGGUUCUUGAAAAAGGCAAAGCUUCAAAGAGAGAGAUCACAUUCGAAACAGACUUGUUUGGUUCAAAGACGUUUUUAAUAUACGUCGAGCCCGUCUACAACAAAGCUCGCGAGAAAAUCGGUAUCAACUACAUGGGAAUGGAAGUAACUGAUCAGGUGAGGAAGAGAGAAAAAAUGGCUAAACUCAGAGAAGACAACGCGGUGAGAAAAGCAAUGGAGUCAGAGCUGAACAAGACCAUUCACAUCACAGAGGAGACGAUGAGAGCCAAGCAGAUGCUAGCGACAAUGUCUCAUGAGAUAAGAUCGCCGUUGUCAGGGGUGGUGGGAAUGGCUGAGAUACUUUCCACUACAAGGCUUGAUAAAGAGCAGAGACAGCUGUUGAAUGUUAUGAUCUCUUCUGGAGAUUUGGUGCUUCAGUUGAUUAAUGAUAUUCUUGAUCUCUCCAAGGUUGAAUCAGGUGUGAUGAGACUAGAAGCCACCAAGUUUAGACCAAGAGAAGUGGUGAAGCAUGUGCUUCAGACAGCUGCUGCAUCUCUCAAAAAAGACUUGACAUUGGAAGGAAACAUUACAGAUGAAGUUCCUAUUGAGGUAGUUGGAGAUGUUCUAAGGAUUAGGCAGAUUCUCACCAACUUGAUCAGCAAUGCUAUAAAGUUUACACAUGAAGGAAAGGUUGGGAUCAAACUCAAAGUGAUAUCACAACCAUCCUUUGCGAGUGAAGAACAAAACGGUUUGACUGAGACAGAGACUUCGGUUUGGAUUCGGUGUGACGUUUAUGAUACUGGAAUUGGAAUCCCAGAAAACGCACUUCCUUGUUUAUUCAAGAAGUACAUGCAAGCAAGCGCUGAUCACGCUCGCAAAUACGGUGGAACUGGUCUCGGUCUCGCCAUUUGUAAACAGCUGGUUGAGCUAAUGGGAGGUCAACUUACAGUGACAAGCCAAGUCAACGCCGGUUCAACGUUCACGUUCAUACUACCAUACAAAGUUGCAACAUCAGAUGAUCAUUCAGAUGAUCAAGAUUUCUCUGACAUGGUGGAUCAUCAUCAAGCGGAACCAGACGACACAACCGAAGGUUACUUCCAGUUUAAACCGCUUCUAGGAACUAUCUAUUCUAACGGCGGACCGGUCAUAGGCAAUAGUAACUUCUUACCUCAUAAAGUCAUGCUCACUAGCCCUCUUAAAAUCAUCAACGGCUUUGUCGCCGAUACUUCUAACAACACUGGACAAAGUGAAACGGCUCAGGUUGAAAACGGCUGUGGCUACAUGGAUGAAACAUGUUCUGGUCAACGUCCUGAAUCAGUGAAUCAAUAUGAGAACGGGACAUGUCCCUCUAAGGAAACAGAGUCUUGUAGUAGUAGUUCACAAGCUAGCUCAGAAGGUGGAGCCUUAGAAAUGGAGUCAGAUCUUACCGUUUCAUCAAAGCAGCCAAAGCUUUUGCUUGUGGAAGAUAAUAAAAUCAACAUCAUGGUUGCAAAGUCUAUGAUGAAACAGUUAGGCUAUACCUUUGAUAUUGCUAAUAAUGGAGUUGAAGCCAUAACAGCUAUUAAAGACACUAGUUAUGAUUUAGUACUCAUGGAUGUGUGCAUGCCAGUUCUGGAUGGUUUAAAAGCCACAAGACUGAUCCGGUCCUACGAAGAAUCUGGGAACUGGGAUGCUGCGAUAGAAGCCGGAGUAGAUAUAAAGACAUCAGAGAAUGAUGUGCAUUCCACAAACCGGCUGCCUAUAAUAGCGAUGACGGCAAAUACAUUAGCAGAGAGCUCAGAAGAAUGUUAUGCAAAUGGGAUGGACUCUUUUAUAUCGAAACCUGUAACGUUGCAGAAACUAAAAGAGUGUCUGCGACAGUACUUGCAUUGAGUGUAUGUGUUUUGUGUAUAAAAUGUGAUUA